AUGAUUACCCCUCAGACUCGACGACAAGCUUCACAAAUCUUCAACGAUACCCACUCGGAUAGUGACGACAUUGGAGACGGUGUUGAUGACAUGCGCUCCCCGCUUGAUAGAACGAUUGACAAAAUUGGGAUGGGACCUUAUCAAUGGGCACUACUGGGCCUAUGCGGCUUCGGAUGGGCUGCGGACAAUAUGUGGCUCCAAGCGAUAGCUAUUAUUCUCCCCCGGGUCCAAGAUGAAUACGCAAUUCCGGAUUCGCAGAUAGGACUACUAUCUGCUUCGAUGUUUUGUGGAAUGAUGUUUGGGGCGCUCGGCUGGGGGUCAUGUUCCGAUGUUGUUGGCCGGAGCAUGGCGUUCAAUCUCACAUUGGCCUUUACGAGCCUCUUUGGAGUUCUUGCGUGCCUGUCGACCAGUUUUGUUAGCUUGUGCUUUUUUAUAUUCCUACUUGGGAGUGCAGUAGGCAACGUUCCCAAGAAGAAGCAGUAUCUUCUCACAGCACUAUCCGUGUUCUUCUCGCUGGGUGCAGUAGUUAGUGCCAUUAUCGCCAUUAUAAUCAUUCCAGGCAACAGCUGUCCUGAACCAAAUGUGGUGGCGCCCGAGAAUUCUACCUCGAAUUCUUUCGCGAAACUUGUCCGAACUUUGGUCGCUCGGGGGGAGACCUGGGAACGAGAACACACCACUGCUUUGCGACGUCGCAAGCCAGAACAGGGGUUGGAAGUAUUAUUAGGAGUGCUGGGGAUCAUUAUACUUGGUCUCUGCGGGGAGAAACACCGAGGCGUCGCUGCCCUGCAGAGCAUCGAAGACUACAAUAUGAAAUUCGGUCGACCAUCUCGAUCACGAUUUGUAAUUACUCUAGCAGACGUAUGUGACGCAAAGCCGAGCGCAAUGCUUAGCGAAGAAGGCGUUAUGUUCGACGCAGGUGAUGACGAAGAGGCGAAUGUGGGGAAUAGACCCUCCUCGCGGGGUUCGAAUGAGGAGCGCAAAUCGUCGGGCUCCGACAGCGGGAAAGAGGACGAUCGUUCACAGGCCCUUUCUCAACAACCUGCCGAUCGCACAGAUUAUCGAGCAACUAGCCAGAGCCCUGAAGGUGCCGUUGGGCAAGGAUGGAGCUUCGACACGCCGAUGCCGCCGCAUGCAGACGAGAAUGCAUCAUAUUUCGAGCAAAAGGCCCCCACGACUCCGGAUGGUGAAAGCGGAGCGUCUACACCCGGUACCUCCCGGCCCCGUGAUAGUAGACAACAAUGCCUUCCAAGCACGUUUGGGAGGCCAAUUGCGACAUGGCUCGACCGAGUGGCUAUGCUUUUUACUCCAGAAUGGAGGCUAACAACUAUUCUGAUUUGGUGCGCGUGGUGGGGAAUGUCUCUUGCUUUUACUAUGUUCAACGUUUAUUUGCCCAAACUUCUUGAGAGGAGAUUGGGUGACGCUGGCGGAGGGGAAGGAAGCAGGAAAGAAGCACUAUGGGAUAUUGUAAUAUUUACUCUAGGAGGGUGCCCGGGUGCUCUGAUAGGCGCAUGGAUGAUCGAGUCUCCGUUGGGGAGACGCAAGUCUCUUGCCUUGAGUACAUUUAUGACUGCGAUGUGUUGCCUCGCGUUUGUACAAGUCGAAAGCAAAACGGGUGUUGUAUGGAGCACCAUCGGAGUGUCGUUAGCAUCAGCGAUUAUGUGGGCUGUCUUGUACGGCAUGACACCAGAGAUAUUCGAUACCAAGGUCCGAGGUACUGCUUGCGGGACUGCAUCUGCGCUAAACAGAGUAGGGGGUAUGAUAGCACCUGUUGCCGGUGGUAUUCUGUUGGAUGCAUCGCCCGCAUUUCCCGUGUAUGCAUCGAUCGCCGUCUUCUUGUUCUCGGUAGUCUGCGUACUUCUUCUGCCGUUCGAGAAGUGCCCGACUGAUGGCAAGGAUUCGGGCUCAGACGACCGAGGAGAGUAUACAGCACUACACUAG
Rhizoctonia solani is the source of this 1938-nucleotide messenger RNA. Its product is annotated as major facilitator superfamily transporter. Gene Ontology annotation, molecular function: transmembrane transporter activity. Bases 1 to 1938 code for a protein of 645 amino acids. Gene Ontology annotation, biological process: transmembrane transport. The transcript has 12 exons. Lineage: Eukaryota; Fungi; Basidiomycota; Agaricomycetes; Cantharellales; Ceratobasidiaceae. The record is from RefSeq and is a predicted model, not a curated record.